CUGGGAUUUGAAUGAUUUUAUUUGUAUAUUUUUUACAGGUAAAUUUGUAUGUUUUAUUUCUCUAUAAUUAUUGCCUAUUGCCUAUUACCUAUUGGGUGAACAAAGUGUUAUUUCGCUUCCCAACUUGGCUAAAAAUAUCAAAAGAAAACGAAGAUUAUCAAGUACUGUAAUUUUCAUGGAGGUAGCUGAGUUUUUUUCUCAGAUAAUUUAUGGAGGAGUUUUUAUUUGACUUGGCGGUAAGGGUGUACAUUCGGUAUUACGGUCGGUAGUGCAAAAGCUAAAACCGCGCUGUUUUAGGAACAUAAAAAAUUAAAAUCGAAUCAUAAUUUUUAUAGUGAUAACCGAAAUAUAUUUUUAACAUAAACAAAUUCGGUUCAAUACAGUUUUCGAUUUUUAAUUCAGUUAUAAUUUCAAAUAAGUUAAUUACAAUUCUAAAUUUUUUGUAAGGUUAAAUAUAUAAUAAACAUGAAACAAUCCAGAUUUUCUACAUUAUAGGCAAUUAUAUUGAGACUUGGAUUGGAUGAAAUGAAAAAAAUAAGAUUAUUAUAUAUAAGGUUAAGUGGUUGUACAUCUAAACACACAAAACGACGUCGUUUUAUAAAAUAUAAAACGACGUCGUUUUGCAAAUUCGGUUUUUCAAUUUAUUCGGUUUUAAAAUAAUCAAAAUCGAACCUAAUACCGAAAAGCAGAAUUUCUUUUUUGUCAAACCAAACCACUCCAUAUUACCUAAUAAUCGAACCAUUUAUCAAUUUUCGGUUUGGAACCUCGGCUCGGUUCGGUUUUUGCACAGGCCUACUUGGCGGUUGAUGCUAUAAUAAGGCAAGUCUUUACCAGUUUGGUUAUGUGAAAAAUGGCUACUUUCUUAUUAAUAGUGAUGCAUAUUUUAUUUGUGCCUGCUUGUCAAACUGCUUCUACUAAAUUGCACUAUUACAACUUACAAACUUCAAGUGGACUAAGUUUUGCAUUUUCAUACUGUUGAUUAGCUGCCAUGAAACAGCAUUAUUAACAUCUUAAAACGAAAAUAAUUAAAAAAAAAAAGAACUGGCAGAAGAGUGACAUGGUUUAUUCUUAAAAAUGGCAUUCAUAGUUGACUUCAAAUUAAGAUAUUAUUAGCAUAAUCUCUUGAAGCAAGGCAUUCGCAUUGCUGAGUAGCAGAAUGCAAAUGGAUGCACAAAAAAUGGCCUGUGGAGAUUCCGUAAUCGACAUGGAUAUGCACAUCUUAGCCUCAGGAGAUUCCGUAAUCAAUUCAAACUUCGACGAAGAGAAAUGGAGAAGCAAGAUGAAGAGCAUGCUCGACAAAGAGCCUGGUCGGUAUGAUCGUGAGACUGAUGAUAAUACUAUUAGCAUUCUUCGGGUCCCCGGAUCAGUGAAAGCCCUGAAACCAGAAGCUUACACUCCUCAAACAAUAGCCUUGGGACCUUGCCAUCAUUUCUUGCCUAAGCUUUACAAGAUGCAGAAUUGCAAGAUUCAUCAGGUUCGGAUUUUUCGUCAGGAACGCCACUUACCGGAAUUUCAGCUUCUUUUCGAUCAAAUGAAGAGAAAAGUCAGAGAUGUUCGAGGGUAUUACUAUGAGAGCUUGAGUAUUCAUGAUGACACUUUGUCAUUGAUUAUAGUACUUGAUGGUCUUUUCUUGCUGCAGUUGAUCUACGGAAUAGCAGAACGGUAUGCAGAUUCGUUAGAGUUUUCCGAUUCACUCGGACGAAAGUUUUCGUUGGAUGCAAUCCUCAACGAUAUAGUGAUGAUUGAGAAUCAAAUUCCGUUCUUUGUGUUGGAGCAUAUUGCAUAUGUAUCCGGAAAUAAAUCAUUGCUUGACAUGAGCGCCAUAGCUUGUGCUAAAUUUUCUCCAAUAGUAUUGAGAGGGAUUUUUGUUCGACGGAAUCUGAAAUACCCUUUUCAUCUAUUGGAUCUUCUCUACAAUUUAGUUUGUUUCGGAGGGUUCGGAGGUGGAGCAUCCGAUAUGUCAGUUCGUGAUGCUAUGUGGUGCGACUUGUGGGAUAUUAUUAAGGCUCUAAACAUUACUUUCUUAGCGAUUCCUAUAAAAAUCAUAGAUUUACUUCUAAGAAUAUUCCGACUUUUCGGUAUUUCAUUCUCUCUACCAGACGAAGAAGCACAAGAGAAGGCUUUAGUUCCGACAGCAUCUCAAUUGUCUAGUGUUAAGGUUGAAUUCUGCAGCAUCAGUCUAGGCGUUAGGUUCAUCGAUUUCGUCAAGCACACUUCAACUCUAAGCCUUCCAUCACUUAAGUUGAAUCUUAACUCAGAGGUCGUAAUUAGAAACUUACUUGCGUAUGAAGCUAUUGCCAAGCCAGAGACUCCGAAUUUCGCCCGUUACAUUGAACUGAUCGCAACCUUGACUCGUACCGCUGAGGAUGUGGAGCUGCUCAAAAGUGUGCAAAUUUUGGUGCAUGAUGGAGAUAAUAGUGAGGUUUUAAAGCUAUUAAGUGGGAUUAGAAGUACCAUAGCAUCUGAAGGUAAGCCAGAUUUUGAAUGUUCCAUAAAAGACCUCAAUAAGUAUUAUGAUAAUCACUGGAAGAUCAAGGUUAAAAAGGUAAUUAAGAAGUAUGUGUAUUCUUCAUGGAAAAUACUUACAAUUCUUGCUACCAUCUUGCUUUUGCUGCUCAUGGCUCUUCAGACAUUCUGCUCAAUCUACACCUGCCAAGGUAUAUUUAAGAAAAGCUUAAACUUAGCUUCUAGUUUCUAGUGUUGUCAUGAUCAAAUUCUUUAAUGUGUGAUUUAACUAGAUUUUGUGCUCUAAACAUAUGCUCAUAUCUAACUUGAGGUUAAAAGAGCAACUCUCUCGUCUUCUUUUUUCUCAAAUAAAAGACCGUAGCCGUCUAGAUUUUUUUUUAUUUUUCUCUUCGG
Molecule: messenger RNA, 2859 nt
Organism: Mercurialis annua (annual mercury)
Lineage: Eukaryota; Viridiplantae; Streptophyta; Magnoliopsida; Malpighiales; Euphorbiaceae
Product: putative UPF0481 protein At3g02645
Exons: 1
Coding region: 1157-2698 (513 amino acids)
Source: RefSeq, a predicted model, not a curated record